AUGUCUCUUCAACUCGUGGUCGAGAGGAUUACUCCUCUUCAAGUCCUCUUGCUGGCGUCUUCACUGGCACUGAGCUAUGUCGUCUCUGUCGUCAUCUACAGGCUCUACUUCCACCCCCUGGCCAAGUACCCGGGUCCCUUCUGGGCUCGUAUAUCGGCGUUCCCAGCAUAUAUCCACACGCAAAAGAAGGACCGACACAUUUGGUUCUGGCAGUUGCAGCAGCAAUAUGGCCCUAGCUUCCGCACCACCCCUAACAGCGUCCUGGUCAACACCCCAACCGGCCUCAAGACAAUCUUCAACAACAAGGCCAAUGUCAAGAAGGCCAAGUACUACAAGGCGUACCCACGCAACGUCCACGCCAUGACGACGUGGAACACCAUCGACAAGAACGUCCACGCCCGCAAGAGGCGCGUCAUGAACAAUGCCUUUUCCGACAAGGCCCUUCGCUCCUGCGAGCCUUUCAUCCACGAAAACGUCGACCGCUGGUGCGAGCUCAUCAUCAACGAGAUUGGAGACGGGGAGAAGUGGUCUAGGUCGUUGAACAUGGCUCGAUGGGCUGAUCACCUCAUCUUUGAUAUCUUGGGUGAUCUAUGCUUUGGCAAGUCAUUUGGUUUGAAGGAGCCUGGAAGUGAGCUUCGCUAUGUCCCUGGACUCAUGGCUGACUUUUUGGGGAUGCUCCAUCCUAUCGGAUACUCCCCCUUCACAGCCCUCUGGGUCUGGCUCAAGCCCCGAGGCCUAAACCAGCUCCUCGCAGUCGCCGCUCCACCGGCCCUCAAGAACUGGCAGACGUUUGUCGAAAAGUGCUUCGCUGAGCGGGCUCGCGUCGAGCACUCUGCUGAAAAGUCAGAGGGUGGCGGCCGAACGGACUUUUUCCACUACCUGUUCAAGGCCGUGGACCCCGAGACAGGCAAGGGGUACAGCGAGGAUGAACUCUUUGGCGAGAGCGAGUCUCUCAUCAUUGCUGGUUCUGAUACUACGGCUAUUUCUACUGCUGCUGCAUUCUUUUACCUGUCUCGAAACCCUGAAGUUCAGCAAAAGUUGGCAGACGAGAUUACAUCCACCUUUUCAAGCCUCAAUGAGAUCAAGAGCGGCCCAACUCUUCACUCUUGCAAGUAUCUCCGAGCCUUUAUCGAAGAAACUCUUAGGAUGAGCCCCCCUGUCCCUGCCGAUCUAUCCCGAGAAGUCCAAAAGGGCGGUAUUGUCGUGGACGGAGAGUACAUCCCCGAGGGCAUCAAGGUGAGCACAGUCUCGUACUGCAUGCACCACAACCCAGAAUACUUCCCGGAGCCCUUCAAGUUCCAGCCUGAGCGCUGGAUUGUGGACAAGAAUGACACGACGGGUGCGUCGGCUGAGAGACUUGCCCUGGCUCAAAGCGCAUUCAUGCCCUUUUCUGCUGGACCCCGAGGCUGUGUCGGCAAGAACCUGGCAUACCUCGAGAUGAACCUGGUUGUGGCCAAGAUUAUCUAUAACUUUGAGGUUCGUCGUGACCCGACUAGCAACCUAGGAGGUGGCAGUCCGGAAGCCAUCGAGGGUCGUCGGACUGUCGACCAGUAUCAACUGUACGACAUUUUUGUCGGAAUUAGAGACGGGCCCAUGGUCCAGCUCGCAAAGAGGACAAGGGCAGCGUAG
Fusarium keratoplasticum is the source of this 1629-nucleotide messenger RNA. RefSeq lists its product as uncharacterized. Gene Ontology annotation, molecular function: iron ion binding; oxidoreductase activity, acting on paired donors, with incorporation or reduction of molecular oxygen; heme binding. The transcript is spliced from 3 exons. Bases 1 to 1629 code for a protein of 542 amino acids. The record is from RefSeq and is a predicted model, not a curated record. NCBI's taxonomy places the organism in Eukaryota, Fungi, Ascomycota, Sordariomycetes, Hypocreales, Nectriaceae.